Polypterus senegalus (gray bichir) is the source of this 5636-nucleotide messenger RNA. It is a transcript of the gene runx1t1, whose product is annotated as RUNX1 partner transcriptional co-repressor 1. The record is from RefSeq and is a predicted model, not a curated record. NCBI's taxonomy places the organism in Eukaryota, Metazoa, Chordata, Cladistia, Polypteriformes, Polypteridae. The transcript has 11 exons. Gene Ontology annotation, molecular function: transcription corepressor activity. The coding region runs from base 538 to 2283 and encodes 581 amino acids. Gene Ontology annotation, biological process: negative regulation of DNA-templated transcription; DNA-templated transcription. Gene Ontology annotation, cellular component: nucleus.
AGGCUACUCGUUGGCAGAGAAGCGCCCGACUUCUUCGACACGAGCCGCACAGACUACCGCAGCAUCAGCAUAUGAUUUUAUUGGAGGGCUUUUUUCCCUACUUCUUCUUCUUCAUUUCCCUUCCCCCUACACCGGCAGCAAAAAGCCAAGAAGAGCUGAAACAGGACCCCUUCUUCUUAAAACAAAUGAGAACUCUAUGACAGUCGGACCUUUUUCAUUUGGUGUGCCUGUUAUUCAUAUGAAACGUGCAGGAUUUAUUUCCUUUAUAUAUUUUUCUUUUUUUAACGUUUUACCAGUUUUCUUUACCUGAAGAAACUGUUUACUUAAAAUACUUGGACAAAUCGGUUGCUUUUCUUGGCGGUCGGAGUUUUUUCAAAUACUUUUCAGACUUUGCUCAUCUCACUAUCUGGGCUGUGAUAUAAAGACAACUGCAACUAAAAAACGCAGUUUCUCUGGUCGUUUGCGUUUCUUUUUUUGUUGUAUACUGUACGGAGUUCAAGACUGGAACUUAUCUGUGUGCCUACAAUCUAGUGACGAAUGGUGGGAAUUUCUGUCCCCUUCCAGUAUCGCACUGAGAAGCACUCCACCAUGCCAGAUUCACCUGCUGAUGUGAAGACACAAUCCAGGUUGACUCCACCCACAAUGCCACCUCCUCCAAGUACCCAAGGAGCUCCAAGGACCAGCUCUUUUACCCCUACUACAUUAACAAAUGGCACCAGUCAUUCUCCCACAGCAUUAAAUGGAGCUCCUUCACCCCCAAAUGGCUUUAGCAAUGGGCCCUCCUCAUCAUCUUCAUCUUCUUUGGCAAAUCAGCAGCUGCCACCAGCCUGUGGUGCACGACAGCUUAGCAAACUGAAGAGAUUUCUCACUACUUUACAGCAAUUUGGAAAUGACAUUUCACCCGAAAUUGGAGAGAGGGUGCGCACCCUAGUCCUAGGACUAGUGAAUUCUACUUUAACCAUAGAAGAGUUUCAUUCAAAACUCCAAGAAGCUACCAAUUUCCCUCUGCGACCCUUUGUCAUUCCAUUUCUAAAGGCUAAUCUUCCAUUGCUUCAACGAGAACUUCUUCAUUGUGCACGUUUGGCAAAGCAGAACCCAGCUCAGUACCUCGCUCAACAUGAGCAGCUGCUCCUUGAUACCAGCACCACCUCACCUGUUGACUCCUCCGAACUUCUGCUUGAUGUAAAUGAAAAUGGCAAGAGGAGAACACCAGACAGAACCAAAGAGAAUGGCUUUGAUAGAGAGCCUUUGCACUCAGAGCAUCCCAGCAAGCGACCCUGCACUAUUAGCCCUGGCCAACGGUACAGUCCAAAUAAUGGCUUAUCAUACCAGCCCAAUGGUCUGCCUCACCCUACACCGCCUCCACCUCAGCACUACCGUUUGGAUGACAUGGCUAUUGCUCAUCACUACAGGGACUCAUAUAGACACCCCAACCACAGGGAUCUCAGGGACAGAGCAAGACCUUUGGGGAUGCAUGGUGCACGUCAAGAAGAAGUGAUUGAUCACCGUCUUACAGACAGAGAAUGGGCAGAAGAGUGGAAGCACCUUGACCAUGUAAGAAAACUUCUAAACUGCAUUAUGGAUAUGGUAGAAAAGACAAGACGGUCACUCACAGUUCUGAGGCGGUGUCAAGAAGCUGACCGAGAAGAGCUGAACUACUGGAUCAGGCGGUAUAGUGAUGCAGAAGACCUCAAGAAAGGCACUAGACAACAGAGCCCUGUCAACCCUGAUGCAACACUCUCAGAAACACAUCGAGAGCUCCUUCACAGACCUACAUCUGGAUAUGUUCCAGAAGAGAUCUGGAAAAAGGCUGAGGAAGCUGUAAAUGAAGUGAAGAGACAGGCAAUGUCAGAACUGCAGAAAGCUGUGUCAGAGGCAGAAAGAAAAGCCCAUGAAAUGAUUAGCAGAGAAAGGGCAAAGAUGGAGCACACAGUUUCUGAAGCUAAGCGUCAAGCUGCUGAAGAUGCUUUGUCUAUUAUUAAUCAGCAGGAAGAUUCAAGUGAAAGUUGUUGGAACUGUGGGCGCAAGGCAAGUGAAACAUGCAGCGGCUGUAACACAGCAAGAUAUUGUGGCUCCUUCUGCCAACACAAAGACUGGGAAAAACACCACCACGUAUGUGGACAGACAUUACAAGCACAACAGCAAGGGGAGACCCCUUCAGUAGUUGGUUCCUCUGUGACCCCUAGCAGUGGAGCUGGAAGUCCUGUUGACACACCACCCACUGCCACACCCAGAUCAACAACUCCAGGAACACCUUCCACAAUAGAAAACACCCCUCGUUAAAAAAAGAUUUUAACUUGCAACAAAUAUUCACCACAAUAACUGCUCUAAGAUUAUAAACUAUACUACAAAGAAAAGGAACUUGUCUUGAAGGAAAAACAAAAGGCCAGUAAUGGGUCAUAUUGACUUACUAUUAAGAAAAGCAAAGAUAUUCGUUGUUCUUUUUAUUCUUGUAAAAUGAUGAAAAUAAAAACUGAAUAGACAUCAAAGAAUAACAAAAAAGUAGGUUUGACCUCUUCCCCUCUGUUUUUCCAGUAGCUGGGAUUUUAAACUAGAUGACCUCAUUAAUAGACGCUUUACCAAACAGCAAACCAAGGGACUGCUAAUUGCUGUUGAAAGCAAAAAUGCUAAUAUUCAAAUAUAAAAAAGGGACACAUUGUUCUUUGUAACCAUAAUGAAAAAAAGAAGGAAAAAAGAAAUCAAACCCCUAAAGGGCAUGAGCAUUGGUUAGACAUUCUAACGAGAAGAUGAAUGGCGUCUGUGGGUGACUGACUGAACUUUGAAGACCUGCAAUGAAAUGCACAGAUGUUCAGCAGAUUGGAAAAAAAUCACAGAUGUUCAUUCUUAUUUUAACUUCUGAAGAAAAUAUAACAACAUCCAGGUCAGCGGAGUGAAAAAUGAAAGCUGUUUUUGGUGGGACGUAUGGAAGCAACAGCCACAGCAGCAACAAAGGGAAGAAAAUGCCAUAAAUAUUAAACGAGGCUUUUGUUGAACAAUAAUGAAAUAAUGCAGAUGAGUAAAAAAUAAAUAUGUAAGGAACACAGCCUGCAGGUGAUUAGCAUUUUUCGCCAGCUUUCGGAUCAGCCAGCUGCCCCUUAUAACUCUACAGCAUUGCUUCACUUUUACAAAGUUCCAUAUAGUGAGACAAUCAGGACGUUUCCUGCUCAUUAUAACAACAUCGGACAAAAAACAAGAAAGGUACAUUACCACCACCUUGGAUACAGUUCCGGCCCAUUCAUUUUUUGGCACCUCAUACUUUUUUUUUUUUUUUUUUUUUUUUUUUUUUUAAAUCCUCUUGGUGUUAGCCCCUUCUGUCCUGUGAGGUUCCCAAUGGUGAUUUUCUUGUACAUGUGUUGGACAAAUGUGAAGAUGCAUUGUAGUUUAUUCAUUACCCACCAUUUUAGUCUCCUAAUUCUUAGAUGGUGAAGAAUAAAACUGUAAUCUUUCUAUGCUGCUUUUAUAUUUGUUGUAUUAGUGAUAUUUCUCAAGUAGUUCAAAAACAGAGAAAGACAACAAUGGAAACCUUAUUUUUCUUUUUGUCGUCCUCAAGUAAAGAAAAAGCUAUCUCUCUGAGCUGCUAUUUCACUCUGUUAGGAUCUUUUCUGAGAAUUAGCAUGCUUCACGGAAUGCUAACAUGUUGAUGUUUUGUACAAGGGAUGUACAUAAUUGUAUUUUGCACUGUCACAAAGACUCCCUAGGCAUGCUUUUUGGCAAACUCUCUAUUAAGUAUGCUAGAGCCAUUUUCACCAGUUUUAUCUGUAGUUGUACAGUACCUGUGAAUUUCAUUUUUUUUCUCUGCAGAAUAAUUCAAACCUCACUGUCAUUAGUGAUGUUUUGUAGACAUAUAACAACUUCAUAAUGUUUAACAAAAUAAAAUUAGGACAGUGCAUGCAUAUCACUGCAAGGUUGUUGAGUAUUGCUGUUUUUACAAAAUAAAUAAAAUGAUUAAAAAGGAAAGUAAACUCUCCAAAUGCUGAGGUGUAGAUUGACAGCUUUAACACUGCUGAAUGCAAGGUUAUACAGUAUUACAAGAAUAUUAAAGGGAAGUCAGCCAAAGACCGAUCCGAAGGACCAAAAUCUAAUUUUACUUAAGAAAAAAAAUACACACACACAUAAAAUACUCUGUAAUCAUGGGAAUUUAUUUCUUAGUUUCUUACAAAUGAUCAGCAGGUGAACCAGUUUCCACAUUGUUUUUAACUGAAGAUAAAAUUAACCCUUUACUGUCUAGAACUCAGAACUGCUAAACAGCCUGAGACAACAGCACUAAAGACAGGACUCCUGUGUAGCCAUUUAGCUCUUUUUGCUAAUAAGGAAACUUUUGCAUCUAAGCAAUAAUUUCUAAAGUAACUCAACCCCCACCACAUGUACACGCACACACACACACGUUACAUUGGUAAACUUAAUAAUUAUUUGCUUGAUUAACUGAUAUCAAUCAUGUUGCAUUUUUCAUUCAUGGCUUAUUUGACUGCCUCAUAACAGAAGUGGUUGAGCAAGUAUUUCUACUUUAGAAAACUACAGCCAUUAAAAUAAUGAAAUGUUCUAGAUGGCAUUCCAUACAAUAAGUAUAUUUUCAUAUUUGUCAAUAGUGAUUUGUGUCUGCCAGCCAAAGACCUUGCUUCCCUUCAAGUUACAAGUCUGGCUAAGUUGCAAGCACAAUGCAAACUACACUCCAGAUUUCAUAUUGUGUCCAAAAUCUGCAAAUCUACAUUUUACUUGCUAUGACCUACCACACUGGUGCAUAUUUACGAUAGAUUAAUAUGCCUCCAAAGGCAGAAAAUCAGCAGAAAGAAGACAUACCAUAUGUUCUUUAUGGUCUUAUAACAUGGUGCUAACAGAUUAGUUUUUAACCUCACUCCCGUUUCAUGUCUUUGGCUUUGGGACAGUUUGACUCUGGGGGAUUUAUCUCUUAAAGUAAUUUUUGUAGAUCCUCACCAAUUUACCCCAGACUGUGUUCUUGACUAUAAAGGGUUAAAUAAUCCAAAAAGGUGUCUGACACCAUUUAUGUCUCAGAAGCUGUGAUUUAAUGUGAAACAGCAUUGCUGUUUUAACACUAGUGUAUUGUAUAAUUUAAAAAAGGGAUUAAUUCUUCAUGUUGCUUAAAUUCAGGGCACCCUGGGUGAAACAAAAGUGAAUAAAUAACUAAUACUAGAAAGUGACUCUUUGAGCUCAACCUCCUCCUCUCUCUUCUGUUUUGCUACAACCUCCUCAGUGGCAAAAAGUUUCACUCUACCUCUGACAGCAUGUAUAUUGCACCAGUAAUGUAUCUAGUUACUGGUCUAGUCAAACCAAAUGGGCACAAGAGAACAGGAUACCAAAACUUAAAGCUCAUACAGCUGCAAACCAUAUCACUUCUUGGUAACAAUGCAGACCUCAUAAAACUAAAAAAAAAAAAACAAAACAAAAAAAAAACAAAAAAAACUUUUGUUACUUUCAUUAAUGCUUGUCACUUAUAUACAGAUUAUGUGAAAAGUAUAAUUUGUAGUUCUAACACAUUUACAAAAAAGUUAUUGACUCCAUUCGAUGAAAUUUACAAAGCGGUCGCUGAAAAGAAAUAGGGCGUCCUCGAUAUCACUAUUCUCUAUCUCUCUCUCACUCUCUCUCUCACUCUCUCACUUUUUUCUAAGACCACCCACCCC